AUGUCUACAUUCGGGCGAAAUAAUAACUCACGACACCGGGUAGCAUCACCGCAACACCGUACUGACAUCCCCACCAGGAGGGCCACAUUCUCAGCCGCAGGGUACGCCGCCGCGCGACCCAGCUACCCGCCCAUCCUCUUCAAGCGAGUCCUGGACUACCACGAGGGUGCAGGGUUCGGAACGGUGGUAGACCUGGGAUGCGGCCAUGGCCUGGUGGCCCGGGAGCUAGGCGGUCACUUUGAGCGAGCCGUGGGCGUGGACCCGAGCGCCGGCAUGAUCAGGCAGGCGUCCGAGUCUACGCCCCAAGGAUCCAACAUCACUUUCCGCCAGAGCCGGUCCGAGGACCUGUCCUUCUUGGCAGACGGGUCGGUAGAUCUGGCCGUGGCCGCCCAGGCAGCCCACUGGUUCGACUACGGGAAGGCAUGGCCGGAGCUGGCGCGCGUCGUCAGGUCCGGCGGCUCCCUCGCCUUCUGGGGCUACAAGGACAACGUGCUCAUCGGACACCCCCAGGCCAACGCCAUCUUCGACGCCUUCUGCUACGGGAAGGACGACGUGGCCCCCGGGAUAGAAGGCAUGGACAAGUACUGGGAGCGUCCUGGACGUGACAUACUGCGCCGUCUGCUGCGCGACAUCGAGCCCCCCGUGUCCGACUGGCAGGGUGUCAAGCGUAUCGUGUGCGACGUGGACGCGUCCGUGAAGGAAGAGGACAUCCCCGGCGGGGGAGAGGCGUGGCUGCGCAAGAAGCUCACCCUCGGCGGGUUCGAGAGCUACGUGCGUACCUUUAGCGCAUUCCAGGGCUGGAAGGAUGCCAACCCGGGAAUGGUCAGCCGAGCGGACGGCGGUCAGGGCGACCUGGUUGACCUGCUCAUGGAUCGCGUUGUUGAGGCGGAACCGGAGUGGAAGGUCCUCGGUGAUGGGUGGAGAGAUGCCGAGGUCGAGACGGUCUGGGGCACUUGUAUACUGUUGGCCAAGAGGAGGUGA
Molecule: messenger RNA, 981 nt
Organism: Geosmithia morbida
Lineage: Eukaryota; Fungi; Ascomycota; Sordariomycetes; Hypocreales; Bionectriaceae
Product: trans-aconitate 3-methyltransferase
Molecular function (GO): S-adenosylmethionine-dependent methyltransferase activity
Source: RefSeq, a predicted model, not a curated record